Desarmillaria tabescens is the source of this 1833-nucleotide messenger RNA. Its product is annotated as caspase domain-containing protein. The coding region runs from base 327 to 1604 and encodes 425 amino acids. Gene Ontology annotation, molecular function: cysteine-type endopeptidase activity. NCBI's taxonomy places the organism in Eukaryota, Fungi, Basidiomycota, Agaricomycetes, Agaricales, Physalacriaceae. Gene Ontology annotation, biological process: proteolysis. The record is from RefSeq and is a predicted model, not a curated record. The transcript is spliced from 4 exons.
UCUCAUUCUGCGUUCGCAGGGUUCCUGGAACCAAAAUAUUCAGACCUCAAGUCUGUGCGUCUACCCAGUACGAUUGUAUAUCUUCCAGUGGCAAGUCUGGUUCCUUUUUGGGACCUUGGCCGGUUAUCUAUCUAUCUGUUUAGGACUAGUAUCACAGGAAACACUCGUAACGUGGUCUUUUUCUGCUCAAUCACACAACUAUGAUGUAACCAUGGCACUGCAUACCACCCUUGUAAGCGGCCGGUGCAAUGGAACUACGUGGGAAUCUCUCACCACCCCCAUAUUAAGCGCCGGUCCUCCUCAAUUACUCACACCCCAACAACCUCAUGCAGCGUGGUCUCUACUUCACGGGAUUGAUCUUUGCACCGCCGAGAGAACAUUCAGAUGGUCCUGUGAAUUUCUUAUCACAGGUGGAUUCUAAGGCACCGUCAAAAUUGAUCAGCUCUCUAGAGCAGUCCGAGAAACAGCUGGCACUAGAAUAUGGAGCGAUGACGGGAGCGGAACAUGAGGUUGAUUCGGCGGGAGCGUUACAGGAGGCGAUAGCCAGGGCAGCACACAAGAACUAUGACCCUUUGUUUCCUGCGUAUCAAAGUCACCAACACUAUUUCAGGUCAAGAUUUCGAGACAAAUCCGAUACGUUGCCGUUUCUUGAGAAACAAAGUAGCGCCUCGAUUGUCGAAUCCCCUCUCAAUGUUGGGCGUUCACCAUUCUGGGCCGUAAUAAUCGGAAUCGAUGCAUAUGAUUCGUAUCCAUUGCGAGGCUGCGUAUCAGAUGCUUUAUUGGUUGCAGAAUACUUGCAAGAGGACGUAGGAGUUCCCCAAGAACAAAUACAGCUCCUUCUUGGUUCUGAACAUGCCUCAUGUGAGGAUCCGUCCUACCCGUCCCGUGUCAACAUCAUCAAGGCGCUUCUGGGUCUCAUCAGCAACCCAUCAAUUCUACCCGGCGAUAACAUCAUCAUUUACUUUUCCGGUCAUGGCGCGGGUUAUUCCUCAAGCGAUUAUUUCCACAGCGACACCGAUUCAGACGAGGCUGACGAGAGUCCUCGUGCAAUAGAUCGAUCCAUCGAGGCCAUCUGCCCCAUCGACAGAGAUACCAUCGACGCCAGCGGGUUACAUGUCCCCGACGUCAGCGACCGGGAAAUCAACGGCAUCUUUCAGAAGAUUUCUCGUAGCAAGGGACACCGAAUUACCGUUAUCCUCGACUGUUGCCAUUCAGGUAGACAUACUCGACAUUUCCCAGAUCCCGGCACACGUACCAUUCCCCCACUUCCACGUGCAUCCCUCCGACGUAUGCUGGACAAGGUGAACGAAAGUCUUGGUCACGAAGCUUAUCAGGAAAUCUCAUCGAGGGAAUGGCGGCCGGAUAUGUCCUCGUAUGUCGUUCUCACUGCGUGCAAGGACUAUCAGGUUGCGAAAGAGGUGCAGAAUGAGGCCGGGUACUAUAAUGGGAUUUUCACCCAGGGUCUUAUUGGUACCCUGAGAUCGGGAAAAUUGAGUCAAGAAUCAACGUACGUAGAUCUCCUUUUUUCCUUACCACAGAGACGUGGCCAAACUCCGGUUGUCGCUGGGAAACAUAAGCGUGAGAGCCUUUGGUACAAGGUUUAGCCAUCUGGAACUUAAAGUAUCUAUCAUACUCUUCUCGUUCCUAUGUUUCUUCCUUUACCUGACGAUCCCAAGAUUUGUACGGAUUCUUUUUAUGAUAAUAUCAAUGUGGGACGAUACAGCGUUACCGGUUCGAGGGAACAGAUUCACACGAUUCAGACUCGGACCCUACCCUUCUGAAUGUGAACAACGACCAUAUUCUUUGGAUGAUCUCCACGGAGCCAGCCACACC